AUGUAUCCACUACACGACAACUACUGUCUUCAAUUGGUGCGUGAUUCGAGUCAAUGUCUCAAUAUUGAACUUUACCAUCAUGGAAUAUUGACACGAAUAAUGUCAUUAAAUAAAGAUCAAUGUUCAACGUUGACGCAUAGUCUUUGUGAGACGAUCAAUGAAUUCGAUGUAUUGAUCACUGAUUUACUCGAAACAUCAAUGUCGAAUGUUAGUGUAACAGUCGAUGAAAAUCUUCAAAUGUCGUUUCUAAUAAUUCUUCUUCAGACAUUAGAAGCGUGUAUCGAUCCGAAUGCAUGCGGCUUUAUUGUUGGUUCGGCCGGUACGGUUGGCACUGGAGCAAUUGAUGAUUUACAAGGUUUAGCCGAGAUUUGUGCACGCCGUCCGAAUGAUCGCUGGUUUCAUGUCGAUGGUGCUAUUCGAUGCAGUUGCCUGUUGUUCACGACACCUUCGACCAUUGUUCACUGGCUUGGAACGAGCCGAUUCGAUCGCAUUCGAUCUGCAUAA
Molecule: messenger RNA, 504 nt
Organism: Rotaria sp. Silwood2
Lineage: Eukaryota; Metazoa; Rotifera; Eurotatoria; Philodinida; Philodinidae
Source: the annotation of a GenBank genome assembly